AUGUCUACAUUCUCGCGUCUGGUCCGAUUCCUCGCCAAGGAUGGCCUUGUAUACUAUGGCGACGCCAUUCUGCCAGCUGGGCAGAGUGAUCUCACUCAAGUCACAAAAGCCAAGGUCAUAAAGGGAGACAUAUUCGGACAACAUCGAGUCACCGAUCAAGUUGCUGAGAUCAAAACUCUCUUAGCGCCAUUGGCUCGCCACGACAUCAAGACCGUGCGAUGCCUGGGUUUGAAUUACGAGCAACAUGCGAUAGAGUCCGAUCUCCCCAUUCCUCGUUAUCCAGUGCUCUUCUACAAGCCUGUCACUUCAAUUACCGGUCCCUUUGACGAUAUUCCAGUGCCGGCUAUUGCCCAGGAAGGCGAAGGCUUGGAUUACGAAUGUGAGCUUGUUGUGGUCAUUGGAAAAGAGGCUCGAGAUGUCCCGGAGUCGCAAGCCUUGGACUACGUCUUGGGUUAUGCUGUUGGUAACGAUGUGUCUCAUCGCGAUUGGCAGCUAAAGAGAGGCGGCGGUCAAUGGGGAUUAGGAAAAGGAUUUGAUGGAUGGGCGCCCUUCGGACCUGGUAUUGUGUCCUCGAAACUAAUCCGUGACCCGAAUACUCUCAACAUAACCACCAAGCUCAACGGGAAGACCGUCCAGUCAUCAAACACCAAAGACAUGAUCUUUGGUGUCGCUCAAACCAUUGCAUUCCUCUCUCAAGGAACAACCCUUCUACCAGGUGAUAUACUCUUGACUGGCACACCUCAGGGUGUAGGCAUGGGGAGAAAACCUCAGCUCUGGUUGAAAGAUGGCGAUCACGUAGAGGUGUCUCUUGAGAAUGUUGGGACAUGCUCUAAUCGUGUAGUCUUCAACAAGCCAACUGCGAAACUCUGA
Messenger RNA from Talaromyces atroroseus, 870 nucleotides. RefSeq lists its product as hypothetical. Gene Ontology annotation, molecular function: catalytic activity. The record is from RefSeq and is a predicted model, not a curated record. Lineage: Eukaryota; Fungi; Ascomycota; Eurotiomycetes; Eurotiales; Trichocomaceae. The transcript has 3 exons. Bases 1 to 870 code for a protein of 289 amino acids.